AGUGAAAUGUGUUUGUCAACAUUCUAUCGAUCCCAAUUUUAAUUAUUUUACGAUUUAAUUGCUUUGCAAUGUAAAUUUUAUUUAAAAUUACUACAAAUAAUACAUUUACAAUACCAAAUACAAUGACUCAUUGUGCUAAAUAAAAGUUUAUAUACUUACCGACAAAUGUGCAAAUUUUACCAUUAGUGCGUUUCAAUUUAUUUAUCAUCGAUUAACAAAAAUAACUAGUGAAAUAUAGCGAUACAUGGGCGGUUACACUUAACAAACAUCUGUUUGUGGUGCAACGAAUUAUAUUUGAGUGAAUGUCGCAUUAACGCUAGCCGAUUUAGAAAAAUCAAUAAUAUGCAGUGCUGUUGCUAAGCUGCAAUUACAUUGCACUCAUGACCUAAAACAUCCACUCUGAUGAUGUGAGAUUCUAUUCGGAAGCCGUAAUAAGAUGAUGGAAGGUAUGAUUUACCACAGAGUUACGCCGCUUUUGAAGUGCAUGGUGUUGUUUCUUUUCAUUUUCACGGCCAAGGUGCUAACGUCGAGGCCGCACGAGUCGCAGGACUCCAGGAACAGUAUACAACACCAGAAGCCCUCCCACUAUGUCAGAACAUUCACUAAAUAUCACCACAGAAGGACUAUUCAGUGGAACAGUGUUGAGCCCAGUUCGGAUUGGGCCACCACACAGGACCAACCUAAAGUUGUAGGCAAGAGAAGUAUUGAAACUCCAUACGAGUAUUUAGGCUCAGCCAGUGAAAAUGUCAAUCAAUUGGAAACAGAAUCAAUUAAAAGUGUUAUAGAUACCUUGGACACCUUAGUGAACAAGACUGGUGAUAUUGAAGUGGACGAUUCAGGAAAUAAAUUGAAAAAGAUGAAGGUGAAGGCAGCUAUUAUAGUUACCGAUGCACCGAUAACUCUCGGUCCGACAAUAUCUUGUUUGUACAAGCUGCAGAGUGUAUCACUCAGUGUAACACCAUCAUACCGCGACAAAAAGGAUGAAUUUGUUGUGGAAAAUGAAAUUUUUGAUGCAGGUGUUGUGUCUGAGGAGACAUUGCCUAGUGGAGAAGUGGCGCUGGUGGAGAAAUGCUCUGACCCAAAAGCAUUUUGUUACACCCUGUGGCAUCAGGAUUCUGAUGGGAAUAAUACAGUCCUAGGCCAAGGGUGCUGGCGGUCGUCACAAGGAGACCAAGACACAUGUGACAAGUGCAUCACUGUCACAGAGCUCUUGCCCGGGAGCAAGUUCUGCUGCUGCACCGAAAACUACUGCAAUGCCAACUUCACAUCAAUUCGCGAGGAAGUGACCAUCAAAGCGGAGUCUACAAUGAAGAGUUCUACCAACUCAAACUACUCGAGUAUAGUCGCGUCGGGUAUAUUGGCGCUUGUGGCGGUGCUGCUGAUGGCCAUCGUCUUCAGGAAGGUGUACUGCAAGAGACGGGAGCUGGAUAAGGACGACCUCAGCAAUGGAUUGGACGUGGAAAAAGGCGACGUGAUGGGCACCGGGCCCGACGCCCUCGCCACCGGCCUCACUUGCGUCGACAACUUGACGCUCAUUGAACAUAUUGGGCAAGGCAAGUUCGGUUCUGUAUGGCGAGGCAGCCUGGGCAACACGGCCGUGGCGGUCAAGCUCUACUCCAACCCGUCCGCCUGGCACAAGGAGGCCUCCGUCUACGCGAUACCGCACCUCGCUCACCCCAACAUUUUGCGAUUCUACGGCAGCGACGUCCGCGCGGCCGGCGGCGGCGGUCGGCGGCUGGUAGUGGUGGAGCUGUGCGCGGAGCCGCUGCGGGCCCGCCUCGUGCGCGCGCCGCUCACCUGGCCGCACUUCGCGGCGCUGGCGCACGGCCUCGCCGCCGCGCUCGCGCACCUGCACGCGCACACGGCGACGAAGCCGUGCAUCGUGCACCGCGACGUGAACAGCGGCAACGUGCUGAUCGGCGUGGACGGCGCGGCGCGGCUGGCCGACCUCGGCCUCGCGCAGCCGCUGUACCCGCGUCGGGAGCGAGCCGCGCCCGACCGGAUCACUGAGGCGGGCACCCUACGCUACUUAUCGCCGGAGGCGCUAGAGGGCGCGCUGGACCUGAGCGGCGCGCGCGCGGCGUUAUGCGCGGUCGACGUGUUCGCGCUCGCGCUAGUGCUGUGGGAGAUGCUGUGGCGGUGCGAGGGCGCGCACCCCACCCCCACCCCACCCUACGCCCCGCCCUACGCCCACCUCGGCCUGCCCGCCCGCCCCACACUGGCGCAGAUGCAGAACCUGGUGUCCCGCAACAAGGCUCGUCCGCCGUUGCCGCGCGGGCCGGUGCCGGAGCAGCGCGCGCUGCGCCUCGCCGCCGACACCUGCGACGAGUGCUGGGACCACGACGCCGAGGCCAGAUUAACGGCGGUGUGCGUGGAGGAGCGCAUGGCGGAGCUGAAGGCGAUGCUGCAGGCGAGCGGCCCCCUCACACACGACAACCUGCACCCGCACGCGCCAGCGGACGCCUACCCGCCGCCGGAGGCCGUCAAGAACUCGAACUGUCGGGCGCCCAACGGCGACAUAACUACGCACCUGUACUCGGAGACGCGGCGGGCCCUCAACGGCGAUGCGAGUACGCCCCUGUACACCGACUCGCGCCAGGUCCCCAACGGCGACGCGACGCCGCCCCUGUACCCCGACCCGCACAUCGGCCGCAACGUCUGCAUACAGCGCAACACCAACAACCCGCUCCUCGACCACAAGGACAAGGAGCUCCGCGCCCUCGACUGCCUGUCGGUGGCGCGCGCCCUGCCCCGCGAGCCCGACAGGCUCAACGAGAUCCGCCCCCACCCCCGCCCCCGCCCUCUCGACUACGUGCCCAACGACGUGACCGCCCCCGACGACCGCGCGCCCAAGUGCACCGACCUCCGGGACCGCGACAAGCGCCGCUGGGGCAUCCGCCGGUUCCUCGAGAGGAAGCUCGGCCGCGCGCCCAAGGAGACCGAGGUGAAGCUGAUCGAGGAGAACUCCGGCGCCGCCCCGCGCGGCCGCACGCGCACCUCGCUGGUGGCCGCGCCCCGUCCCGCCGACCUGGCCUUAGAGCCCGGCACCCUGUCCCCGCCCAACCGCACGCUGUCGCCCGCCAUGAUGGAGCUGGGCGCCGACCGCCGCCCGCCCGACGACCGCGUGUUCGCCGUCAUCGUGCCGCGCGCGCGCCCCGACGGCAGCUCCGACAGCCUCAAGCGCUCCGCGGCCUCGAGUUCGCGGGCCGCCUCCGAGUCGGAGGACUCUGCAGUGAAGCGGACCAGCGACCCGCGUCUCGCCGGCAGCGGGCGAUCCUCGCGCGCCAGCGUCGACCUCGAGCUGCAGUACAUCGGCGACGGCGCCUCCGACCCCUCCUCCGACUGCUCCAGCGGCGAGGACGAGCACCUGCUGCUGCUGGCGGACGGCGGCGCCGAAAUCACGAUGCGGGCGGUGCCGCGCCGCCCCCGCGCCGACGUGCUACGGGAGGCAAGCCCUCCGCGCGCCGCCGGCUUCGGCCGCCCCAACAGGUACGCCAACUUCGACAACGAGUUCAGCGACCCCAACGACAAGGAGAACGCGGGCGGCUACGGCGGCGACAACCCCGUGUACCUCGCCGCGCUCGCCGGCGAGAUCGACGCCGGCGACCCGAAGAUGCCGGCCGGGGAGUCGCCACCGCCGCCGCCGCCGAAGCCAGCGCUACGGGCGCUGGCGGUCGAGCGGCAGCGCUCGCUGGAGCAGGUGAGCGGCAUCUUCGCGUCGUCGGGCGACGUCACCCUGCUGAACCCGGCGGGGCGCGUCAAGACGCCGGGCGACCUGCCCGUGGCCGUGCGCCGCGCCCGCCGCGACCGCGCGCUGCAGAAGGGCCGCGCCGGCGAGUGCAACAGACUCAGCCUCUACGACGACCGCAUGAUGUUUGGCAACAGCCUGUAAAGGGGCCCCGAGUAGCGAAACACGAAUGGAAUGAGUAGAAGAGCAAAAACGAAGCGGCUCGAAAAUUUCUUACAAAAUAAUCUGAAUUGAGUAAAUAACAUGGGACUGAGCUAUUAUAAUUAUUAUUAUAAAUUAAUUGACCACAUAUAUUAUUUUGAUUGUAAGUACAAAUUGUAUGUACUUUUACGGGUAUGAGAUAUGUAACAAAUUGUUUACUGGCAACAAGGUUCGUGUCUCACAGUAGGCUUAUCAGUUAUCGGCAAAACAGCUCAGUCCUUACUUUAUGUUUAUGGUCAAUCCCCAUACUCUAUUCUAUGGCUUCGCCUCGCCCUGCAGUCUUUGAUGUGAUAAUCUCUUGUAUUUGGAUUGCAAAUUCUACGUUUGCGGUUGAUUUAGGCUUACGUUUAGUGUUUAUUUUAGUUUAUAGUCCGCCUAUUUCUUCGUGUUAACGCUUAAUGAGUAACCGAGUUGUCGUUUAUUUUGUGAUAUGCAACAUGAAUUCAGUGCUGUCAAACUUAAUUUUUCUGUAUUUUAUCGACCCAACGAUAUAAAAUAACAUUAUAUCAUUAAUUGUUUUGUA
Molecule: messenger RNA, 4472 nt
Organism: Aricia agestis (brown argus)
Lineage: Eukaryota; Metazoa; Arthropoda; Insecta; Lepidoptera; Lycaenidae
Exons: 12
Coding region: 437-3892 (1151 amino acids)
Biological process (GO): protein phosphorylation; cellular response to growth factor stimulus; BMP signaling pathway
Cellular component (GO): plasma membrane; signaling receptor complex
Molecular function (GO): ATP binding; transforming growth factor beta receptor activity
Source: RefSeq, a predicted model, not a curated record